CCUGACUCUGGUAGAUUCUUGAGUUUCGUCUGUAUUAUCUUACAAAGGGGACAUCCGUUAACCCCGGUGACGCGUUCGGAGAGCGAACCAAACUGUUUCAAGGGCCACUGAUGGCCAGAGAAAUCAUCCAAGGUUACCUGAGCAAGCGCCGUGGGAAGCUAGCUGUUGGUGGUAGGUUUAGUUCCCGCCCGAUCGAUUCACCCAUCAACCUACAACCAAUGUGAGAGGGGGGAUUAUGGCAGGCCGUGUCGGACAUGCACCCCAAGACUAAUGAUUGUCUACCAUAGUGUGCGCCCGCUAGUCGAUUCACCAACAAGUCCGGGAUGCAGUUCAGCCACAGACGGGGGCAGGCAUCAAACUUUUCGACUUCAACCUCGAACCGUGUCACACCUGGGAGGCCCCUUGCCGCGACAACGAUACCACCACUAAUCUUGCGCACUGUGAUUAUCAAAAGUGGGUUGCCUCCUGCAUUAGUGAAGGUAAUUCUCAAAUGCAGUGAGUCCCAACAUGCCUGUAAGACGAGACACUUGUCUUUGCGCGCAACCGAUCCCAUGUGUGGCAGAGGCAUCCAUCGGUACGUCUCAGCUUCUCUUUCCGGCCCGAUGGCUGGACGUUCAACUUGGACAAUCACGGGUCUUGUGAUCUCUCGUCCGUCUGUUGGUUGGGAGUUCAAUCCGUUGUGGAGUUCAGCCACGCUGCUUCAUAAGCAAUUUUCAACGGGCACAUCCGGUGCGCCGCCGCAACAGAUGCCCCGGGCUGGAUAACCCCACGGGGUCCUACGAAUGCUGACCAUGGCAGGUCGAACAGCGACGACUGCCACAGCACUUACAUAGUAACUGCUUGACACUGCUUUGUUCUGGUACGCUGUUGCGUGUAACGUUGAACGAGCAAUCGUCGCGUGCGGUGAGUAGCUCUGGAGCAGGCGAUGGCGCAUGCACAAAGAACAUCCGACCGGAGCUCUGUCGGGUCGUCGUCUGCGCGUGCCCGA
Aspergillus vadensis CBS 113365 is the source of this 988-nucleotide messenger RNA. RefSeq lists its product as uncharacterized. Lineage: Eukaryota; Fungi; Ascomycota; Eurotiomycetes; Eurotiales; Aspergillaceae. The coding region runs from base 324 to 764 and encodes 146 amino acids. The transcript has a single exon. The record is from RefSeq and is a predicted model, not a curated record.